UCGCAAUUGAAAUAAUUGUCAUGGAGUUCACGGAAGAGUUUGCUGUUCUACAAGGUAGUUUUAUGUUGAUUGAACGCAGUAACGUGUAUUGUGAUGCCAAGUCGCUUAGCGUAGAUUUGGAACUCGUUUCUGACGCCAUCAACGACAUUGUCGAUGGACUGUCAAAACCACACGAUGUCAGUGAACAAGAACUAUGGCGAUUGAAAAUUCACUCUGUCAUGUUCGUAAAAUGGCUGGAAAACUGUCACGAUACUCCACUUCCCAAAUCAGAUCGUAAUAAUCAAGUUGAUAAGAAAGAGUGGAGCAAAGAAGACGUCAAUGAUUUUGGGAAUUUUCAAGAAAAGUAUUUUGUGAACAGUGUCUGUGUGGUUCCUACAAUUCCCACACAGUUUUAUACUGAACUAUUGAAAACAUUGGGAUGGAGUAGAUAUCUCUUCCAGUGUCUAAUGAGAGUUAACUGUGAGACAGCCAUAGUACUGAUAGAACAUCUCUUCCUGUAUCUUUCCAAAGAAGACAGUAAUACAAAGUUUCUGGUUGAACUAUUGGAAUGCGUUUGUAACUAUUGCCGUAGCAACAGUCAUGUAGAACUCCUACCUACAUUUUUGUCCCAACUAUUGAAAGCAAUUCAAAAUCGCCAUCCUGACAUGUUGAAAACUAACAUCUUUAAGAUUUUAGUAAAAUUUUUAGAUGACCUCACAAAACAUGGUGUCAUAAAUGAUGCGUCAUCAGAUGAAAUACUACAAGACUGUUUAGCAAGGAAUGCCAAGCAACAAAGUUACAGCAUGGAGAGGAAGAAAAUGAGUGAUGAUCUUCCAUCUUUUCUCAAAUCUCAGACUCUGAUACUGGAGAUACUUAUAUCUUUUUUAUCAGAGAAUAUUUUUGUUGACUGUGAAGAUUCUUUCACAGUCUUAUUGAGUGAUGGAUGUCAGAGUAUGAAUCCAGUGAUUAGGUCAUUGGUGGAGCUGUUCCAAAGAAUUGAAACAUGUGGCCAGUUUGACAAAGCAGUUGUCACAAAAAUUGCAACAUUACAGACACGCAUACCAUGUACAUUGCACCCAGUAUGCCAAUCUCUUAAUGAAUCUGCUGUUAUCAGAGAUGAGGUUGAAAUCUUGGAAAAUAAAUUGACUGAUGUCAUUUGGAGAAUAGAUGAGAGAUUGACUGGAUACCGAGCUGCAAUGGAUUGGUUGUUGUCUUGUAAGGAGUUGUGGUUUGAUACAAGAUGGAUUCAAUGUGUUUCCAAUAAUCUGCCCUCUAUAGCUACUGUACGAUCUGUUACCAUGGUUAUCGACAUAUUACAUAACAUUGAUAAUAAAAGCAGUCUUUUUGAGCACCUCAAACUGGUGUUAUUGCAAUGCCAUGCAAGUUUGCCUUUGUCAUCACAAAAUAUUCUACGUGAUUAUUUGAUAGACGAAUAUGGACUGCCAACAUUGUACGAAAAAUAUUCACCGGAUGAUUUCAGUCAACAGCUCACUACUGUCUUUAAUAAGCUGGUGAAUGUGGAAGAAAAUAUUGAUUUCAUGCAG
Saccoglossus kowalevskii is the source of this 1523-nucleotide messenger RNA. Its product is annotated as gem-associated protein 4-like. Gene Ontology annotation, cellular component: SMN complex. The record is from RefSeq and is a predicted model, not a curated record. Lineage: Eukaryota; Metazoa; Hemichordata; Enteropneusta; Harrimaniidae. Gene Ontology annotation, biological process: spliceosomal snRNP assembly; rRNA processing.